UGGGUGUCUCCUGAGGAUCCUUACAGAAUGUGUGAUCAAUUCUUAGGAACUUGGAAACUUGUCUCUAGUGAAAAAUUUGAAGACUACAUGAAAGAACUAGGGGUCGGUUUUGCCAUGAGGAAACUGGGAAGCCUGGCAAAGACUUCUGUGACCAUAAGUGCCGAGGAGGAUUUAAUAACCAUCAAAACAGAGAGCCCCAUUAAAAAUGCAGAGAUCUCCUUCAAGCUGGCCCAAGAGUUUGAGGAAACCACAACAGAUAAUAGGAAAACUAAGAGUGUUGUAACCUUGGACAAUGGCUCAAUGAUUCAUGUGCAGAAAUGGGAUAACAAAGAGACCACAAUAAAAAGAGAGGUGGUAGAUGGGAAGAUGAUUGUGGAAUGUAUGAUGAAGUAUGUCGUCUGCACUAGAGUCUACGAGAGAGCAUGAAGAAACUUUCUGCAGUUGACUACAACUUGCUGCUGGGAACUAGCUCAGUUCCACAAGAUAAAGGUCACUUAUUGUCUUUUGUUAAAGCUAUGAACGGUUUUGUGCCCAUAAUGUACCAUACUUCACCUUACUUGCAACUUGUUUGAACUGUGGCAGUGAAUAAAAUA
Molecule: messenger RNA, 593 nt
Organism: Pelodiscus sinensis (Chinese soft-shelled turtle)
Lineage: Eukaryota; Metazoa; Chordata; Testudines; Trionychidae
Product: myelin P2 protein-like
Molecular function (GO): lipid binding
Source: RefSeq, a predicted model, not a curated record